Molecule: messenger RNA, 2457 nt
Organism: Mytilus trossulus (common blue mussel)
Lineage: Eukaryota; Metazoa; Mollusca; Bivalvia; Mytilida; Mytilidae
Product: toll-like receptor 4
Exons: 2
Coding region: 56-2164 (702 amino acids)
Biological process (GO): immune response; toll-like receptor signaling pathway; inflammatory response
Cellular component (GO): plasma membrane
Molecular function (GO): protein binding; transmembrane signaling receptor activity
Source: RefSeq, a predicted model, not a curated record
UAAAGACAUAUAUAGCUCCAUCAGUGUUUUACAAACAAAAAGUGAAUAUUCAAUAAUGGAACUUACUGUAUUACUCCGUGUGAUAAUGUUUCUUUCAUAUGGAAACAGUGAACCAGCCUUAAUGAAACCAGGCAAUUUUCAUAGUGAAUGUAACUGUACAAGGAAUAACCAUUUACUGAUUACUAAUUGUUCAAAUUUAGAACUAUCAGAACUUCCAAUAUUCCCAUUAGAUGUUAAUGUCUUGGAUUUAAGUUUUAACAGUUUUGAAAUACUGAAAAAUAAAUCUUUUGACAAUCUACAUCAACUUAUACAACUGAAUCUAAGUAACAACCAAUUGUUACAUCUAGCUAGCGAUGCCUUUUACGGACUUAGUAGAUUACAAAAUCUUAAUCUCAACAGCAAUUACUUGAAGUAUGACUUGGAAUCAUUUCCUAAACUUAUUUUCAAGCCUCUGAUAUUACUCACACACUUGAAUGUAGCACAUAAUUCUAAACAUGCAGAUAAGUUUCCAGAUGAAGUGAUUUCACACUUAACAAAUUUGCGAAGCAUUUCAAUAGAUGCUAAAACAACUGAAUCGAAUGAAACACCAUUUGGAAUAGGAUUUCUACAAUUAAUCCAUCUUCAAACGCUUACUAUUCAUAAUUGCAACUUGCACUUCAAUUCAUAUACCUUUGAAAAUCUGAAAUAUUUACACUCUAUUGACCUUUACCGCUGUUUGAUACGUACUUAUACGUAUGGAACUUUAAGUGGAAGGCACCUGGAAUUUCUUAACCUUGUGAAAUUGCGGUUACGGACGGGAUAUAGUAAUAUUCGAAAUUCCAUCAUGGUUGACCUAUCAAAUACUACAGAGGGAACUUUGAUAAUGACUGAAAUGUUUAUUGAUCAGAAUAUACAUGGAAAUUUAGGUUAUCUAAUUAGAAAACUAGAAAACACUACCGUUCAGACGCUUUACUUGAACAGAAAUAACAUAUACAUGUUUGAAAAUGAUGUUCGUCUUCUUCCUAAAACUUUAAUGUUCUUAGAUUUAUCUAAUAAUGUAUUGGAGGCAUUAGUAAUUUCCAUGCCUAAUUUGAUUUUCUUAAACUUAACUGGGAAUAAGUUAGGCAAUUUUUUACAACGGAGCAGAUAUUGUCGCUCCAAUAUAACUAAACUAAAGGCCAUUUACCUGUCAGAUAACGGAAUUGACAGACUGAUUGUAUCAAUUUUUCAUGGACAUCCUCAGUUAGAAAUUAUUGACCUGAGCAGAAAUGCAUUAAUUGACAUCAACUUUGACCUUGCUCAGUUACAAAAUUUAAGAUUGCUUGAUCUUUCAAGUAAUAGAAUUAGUAGUUUAAGUCCAAUGUCAAUAAAUGUUAUCAAUGAAAUAUUUAAGAAAUCUGAUUUAAAAAUAAACUUGUCCAACAAUGUGUUGCAAUGUAGCUGUGAAACUUAUCAAUUUCUAAAAUGGAUGGCAGAAAAUAGUAAUCACUUUAUGCCGAGCAAUAAUUAUAAGUGCAGGUUCUCAAAUAGUUCUAUCUUAGAAAUUCAGGAAUUUAAACAUACAUUUUUACAGAUAGCGAGAGAAUGCGAAUCCCAUGCAGUGUUUAUAAUUUGUGUUUCGAUUGCCAUUUUUGCAAUGCUGACAGUGACAAUCGUAGGAUUAGUAUAUCGUUACCGUUGGAGGAUCCGUUACUUGUAUUACAUGACAAAAAGCAAAUAUAAACAAAACAAACCUGUUGAUAACUGUUAUCAACAUAAGUAUGAUGCUUUUAUUUCAUAUGCAGACAGUGAAGUAGAUUUUGUUCUGAAAGAUUGCAUUGAAAACUUUGAACAACACGGACACAAAACAUUGUGCAUACACCAGCGUGAUUUUAUUCCCGGCGAAGAAAUAGCAAAUAACAUUUCAAAUGCAAUUCAUGAAAGUAGAAAAACUAUCUGUAUUGUAACUAGAUCUUUUCUGGAUUCGUAUUAUUGUAUGUUCGAAUACAAUAUGGCCAGAAUGGAAAGUAUUUAUUCUAGAAACGGACAAAAUAUUCUAUUUUUAGUAUUCUAUGAACAGAUACGUCCAAAGGAGCUUCCAUUGGUUAUGUUAGAACUUGUGCAGCAACAUUCCUAUAUAGAAUAUCCACAUGAUGAACAAGGAAAUGUAGUUUUCUGGGCUAAAUUGAUUGAAGCUAUUAGUUAAUUGCAUACCACUAAAUGAUGGAACGUACACAGGUUCAAUCCAUCACGCAAUAUCCAAUCGAUACACGAGACUAUCUUCUGUGGAAAGCUGACAUGUGUCAAUGAUAUUGUGUUUUAUUUGUAGCAUACAAAAUUAGAAACAACAAACAAUAUUUUAACACUUACGGUUCUAUAUCCUGUCAAAAAUCGUGAUCGUCAUUGCAAAAUAAGUCUUGUUUUCUUAGAAUGGUAACGACGUCAUUAACUAAAUCUAUUGGAUGUGUACUGAUUGACAUUCUUUUUAUAAAAUUUGUA